CAAACACACAAACCAAAACUAUAUUGUCACAUUCCACAAAAGCAAGCACAAGGCAAAGAAAGAAAGAACAAUCAAGCAAAACAAUGGCUCAAGCAAUGGCAUCAAUGGCGGGUGGCCUUCAAGUGAGUGGCUCCACACGUUUGCAUGGCAGAAGGGUAGCCUCAGUCACACGUGCAGGGUUCACAGUUAGAGCACAACAACAACAGCAAGAACAACAAGUGAGUGGUGAGGCACAAAGUAGCCGUAGGACAGUUCUUUCUCUUGUUGCUGCUGGUUUGGCCACUGGUUCCUUUGUUCAAGCUGUUCUUGCUGAUGCCAAAUCUAUCAAAGUUGGUCCACCUCCUCCACCUUCUGGUGGUUUGCCUGGAACCUUGAACUCAGAUGAAGCAAGAGACCUUGAUCUGCCACUGAAAGAUAGGUUCUUCCUUCAACCGCUGUCUCCUAGUGAGGCUGCACAAAGGGCAAAGGAAUCAGCGAAGGAAAUUGUUGCUGUCAAGUCUUUAAUAGAAAAGAAGGCUUGGCCAUAUGUUCAGAAUGAUUUGCGUCUCAGGGCUGAGUAUCUGCGCUUUGAUCUCAACACUGUCAUUGCUGCAAAGUCUAAGGAUGAGAAGAAAUCACUCAAGGAACUCACUGGCAAACUCUACGAGAAUAUCAGCAAUCUGGAUCAUGCAGCAAAAAUUAAGAGCAGCCCAGAAGCAGAGAAGUACUAUGCUGCUACUGUUUCUACUCUGAAUGAUGUUCUUGCCAAGCUUGGUUAAUGUCAUUAGUUUCUUGCUUUUUCUUCUGUAAGCUUUUGUCCAUCAUUUUCUCAGACACUUUGUUGACUGCUAUUUUAAGAAAAUCAAAUGAUGAGGGAAAAUUUUCUAUAAA
Messenger RNA from Vigna unguiculata (cowpea), 870 nucleotides. RefSeq names its product oxygen-evolving enhancer protein 3-2, chloroplastic-like. NCBI's taxonomy places the organism in Eukaryota, Viridiplantae, Streptophyta, Magnoliopsida, Fabales, Fabaceae. Gene Ontology annotation, molecular function: calcium ion binding. Gene Ontology annotation, cellular component: chloroplast; photosystem II oxygen evolving complex; extrinsic component of membrane. The record is from RefSeq and is a predicted model, not a curated record. Gene Ontology annotation, biological process: photosynthesis; photosynthetic electron transport chain.